ACAUCAUGUUUACAAGGUUGCUUCGUACGUGUGACGAUCGAAGAAGAAAUCGAAGGCAGGUGUUGUUGAGUGGGUGAAAUCUCUCGCAAAAUCCUCGAAAAUGAGCUCAGAACAGUAUUCAAGCACAGCGCAGUCUCCACCACCAUAUCCUGGAGGACAGGAAUAUCAAACUAAACAACCCGGAGCUACAUAUCCACAACAACCUGGCUACCCAGUUCAACCCAGCGGCCCCACAACAACUACAGUGGUGUAUCAACAGCCUCAUGUCAUGAUGGCCAUGCAGCAGUUCAAUGAGUUUCCAGUAUCAAUGAAGUGUCCUUACUGCCAAGCAACUAUUGUUACCGCUACUGAUUUCACACCAGGUACUUUGACAUGGCUGUCCUGCGGUGCUACAGCUCUUGUUGGGUAAGUAUACGUCGAGGAUUAUCGGGUAUUGGGCUAAUAGCCACAAUCCUCGCCAGCUUCGGUGUUUACUGGCUAAAACAACUUUGGAGAAGGGAGGGGGAAAGAUGUUUCAUUGAUUUCGUCUGAGUCUGUAGUUGCUUCAAUUAACUAAUUAACUUUAUUUCACCCAGUCUGCUUUUUAAGGGUUUACCUCGGUGUAAGAACCUGUGAACUUUUUGUACCUUUUGUUUUUCUAGGUUUUAUUGUGCUGACUUCUUUGUUUUCUUUGUUUUACGUCACCGGUGGGUUCUUACACCGAGGAUGAGCCACUUUUAUCUAAUAAUUUAACUUACAAGACUAUAGUUUCCCACCCUGCGAGAGGCUACAUUUUCGCUGUGUGAGCCUGUUGUGUGAAAAGUAGCCUCUGCCGACAACCGUUCAAAUCUGUCUAGAAAACUGGACAAAUAAAUUAAAAAACUGGGUUUUUCCUGUUCUUGACAAAUUUAGAGCAUUGCGUGAGUCUUAAGUGUGUCUUGCGUAGCAGAAUAUCAGAGUUGUCAAAAUUUUUUUUAUUCCUGUGAAACUCGUGCCAUUUGAUGACAGACCUGCUGAUGAUUGAUUUUGCUUGGGAAUCGCAUGACGAAUUUCGCACAUGCAUGUUAGAAAAUUGAAUGGUUGUCAGCAGAGGCUUCUUUUUGCACGUGAGGUCACCCUUCGAAAAUGUAACCUCUGCUCACAGGGUAAAUGUUUCCCAUCUCGUCUCUCGUAUAAUUUUCAGGUCUGUCAACUCUCCCGGGUAAUCCAGGAGACGUACUCCAGGUUUUGAACCAUUUCUCGCGGUCUCCAGAUUAGAGUCUGAAAUCUCCCGGAUAAUCGCUGAAGUUUGUCAUUUCUUGUAGAUUCAACAAUGAAAUUUCAAAUAUUGUACGGUUUUUUGAGCUAUUUUACUGUUGACAUUGAACGUUUCCUCACAAACUCCGGUAUGCCAUUGUAAUAUAAGCAAUAAUUUGAUUGGUGGGAAGUAAACCAAUUAGGUCAAAUGUUACAAUUCCAACAACAUCUUUUUCUCACGUUUUUUUGUUCCCCAAAUGACAUCAUGUGCUGUGCAUUAUGACGUCAUCUAUCACCCCUUUCCCAUCAAUUUUCAAUAUUUGAAGACAUGUGGGGUUGACAGCCCUGAAUUUGUACUAGAUAAGACUUCCACACAGCCCCAUACAUUUAUUUUCCAUACAUGUUUUGAUGCAUUUCCUUUUCAAGUUAACUUUGUGUGAAAUAGUACGAGAUUGCUUGAAUGGUUUUAUGUGGAAUUCUUACCCAUUAGAUGCUGAAGUAUCUACGUAAAAGAAGUGGAUUGUUCCAUAGACAGCUUUAAUUUACAAGGGAAUAAACAUUUAUGCUUUUGCAGUUGGCAAAUUCUGGCCAACUAGUGUUUUUUUCUCCUUGGCUAUCCAACACGCUAUCUUGAUAAGGAUAGCUAGUGGUUUAAUUAUUAGGAAGCAAGACAUUUGAAAUGGCAGCUGAAAAUAUCCUCCAAAAACUGUUUGGAACUUGCCGUGUAAAUAGAUGUUUAGCCCGCUUAGCUGGCGCAGUUAGAAAUUGUAUGCGACUGUUCACGGCAAAGAUCACAAAAGCACCUUAGCCAUAAGAAGAAUGGAUGAAGCAAGUUGAGAUCCCGCUUAUCGUUAAUAUUUGGGAAUUAUGAAAAUAUAUUUAGUCCAACUAUUUGGUAAACAGAAGUCUUGGUGAUGAGAUGUCAAUCAAAAAUUAUGUUAGUUGAUUUGUGUUGUCAGUCCAAGAUGAGAAAACAGCCAACAUUUUUGUGAGGCCACCACUGUUUUCCCUGCACAAUGACGUCUAAUACAACCCAUCAACUUUUGUUUGUUUUUCAUUUGGAGUCUGCAGUGUCGCACUAAUUACCAGGAAAAUGUAGCAAAAGUUAGAUGAUGGCCCACCAUGAAAAAAGGCAAAUUUCGUUGAAAGUGAUGGAGCUUAGCCAAGACCAUAAUGUUAUUGAUAUAGGCAAAAAAUAUUGUCCUCCUUCAUGCCUGCCUUGUGCUUGCCUUUGCUUGCCUGAAAAAAGCAAAAAGAUAAUGCCUGUUCUGCAAGCUAUAAUAGUAUCGAUCACAGAUUAAUAAAGAAUGACCGAGACUCCAAUUUGUGUGUGAAAUCAUAUGUUUCAAGGCAGGGGAGAACCACAGGUACCCCAAGUUCACAUGUAAGAAUUGUUGUUGCAUAACAGAAAUAUUAUAAGGGGUUUGUGUGGGGAUUUUACCACUUGUUUAUUAGGAAUCAAUAAAUAAAAGUGCAUAAGAACUCCUUGAUUUUAUUUACGGUGUGCUGUCGUGUCACAUCACGUUUUUAAUGUGAAAAAGAGCCUAUUAGCUUGCAUGAAUAUUGAGUUAAAUGUGCCUCACAGAAAAAAUAAUCGCGAUUCUUGAUUUUUUACCCCAUAACAAAAUUAGCAAGCAUUCUGUUGACCCGAGUUUAAUUUUAUUAGCUCUAAUUAAUUGUUGACUUAGGCUUUUUGUUUCAUCUGGUGUAUUUCUGGAAAUAAGCUUUAAAAAAUAUUGUGUAAACAUAUAGUGGUAUUACAUUGUUGAGAAUUUUAAUCUGGAUUCAUGGAACCAUUCAAAAAGUGAAGAUGUCUGGCUAGAAUCUGCUGACACUCACUCCUGUUUACGAGGUUUAUAUAGUCUUUUAUUAUAUAGACACGAGUGUUUUACUGGAAAAUAUACCACUCGUAAAAUUCAUAAAAACUACAUCCGGGACCCGAGUGGUUUAGUUUCCGUAAUCUCCUAUGUGAGUUUAUCGAUGACGUAAUUUUGGUAAUUUCCCUCUAUUAUUUUAUUGAUGUCAUUUUGUCUAUAUAAUAAAAAGAACAUUACACAGCGGCUUGAAGAUUAUAAAUUUUAUUUUCUCGUGGCAAAAACAAUAUUUUACUCACUCGCUGCGCUGACGUUUGUAAAAUAUUGUUUUGCCACUUGAAAAUAAAUUCAUAUCUUUGCGCCACCGUGUAAUAUCGUCUAUAUAAUACUGGCUGAUCAGGAAGAAUUAAAUAGUGAACUUUUGCUUAUUUAUUUAACAACUACAUGGAUGUACAUAGAAGUCUAAUGUAGAUUUAAACAUUAAGCUCAUUCUAAUGGUUAAAUUUGUUUAUACAUUUAUCCAGUUGUUGGCUCGGUUGUUGCUUGAUCCCAUUCUGUAUUGAUGCUCUCAAAGAUGUCAUCCACAGCUGCCCCAACUGCAAGAAGCAAGUGGGUGUCUUCCGUCGCAUGUAGACUGAUGAUGCUGGAUUUUCAAAACACAUGCAACAUAUAACUCCUUAGUGUAGGCACUGACCUGUUAUUCAUUUUUUUAUUUUAUUAUCCACCAUCCAGAUUACCAUGUUCAUUUUGUAUCAAGUGCAAAGAUUUUAUUUACCUACUACAUGGUAGUAGUGAUAGGUGUAGUGAUUCUUCUAUGUGUCAUCGUGUAUAUUUUAUUUAAAAUAUAGUUAAGCAGUGAACUGGACUUAUAAUUACAUUUAUUAGUUCUUACAGGAUUUGAAUUUUGUUUAUAUCCUGCUUAUUCAUAUACCAUAUUUAAACUACCUGUGAGACAUCUGAUAUUUGAUUUUCAAAUUUCAUAUUUAAUAUUUAUUCAGUGUGUGAUUGUAUAUGGACCUCAGUGGUCAGUGCAAUAUGAUGAAUCAUUAUUGUGAUUAGCUAAAUACUGCUUAUUUGCUGAGUACUGACAGAGAAAACGAGCCUAAUAAGAUGUAUAUUAUAUUAUAUGCUGCGGGAUAAAAUCCCGCUCAUGCUGAUGUGAAUUAUUUUUCCUUUUACAUUGACUUAAACUUUGACAAUAUUUGUUGAGCAGAAACUAGGUCUCUGAGUCAAGGUAUUUUGUGUGCUUCUGUCAGGAAGAGAGGGCUGGGUUAUGCUUUUCCUCAAA
Porites lobata is the source of this 4317-nucleotide messenger RNA. NCBI's taxonomy places the organism in Eukaryota, Metazoa, Cnidaria, Anthozoa, Scleractinia, Poritidae. The record is from the annotation of a GenBank genome assembly.